GCCACUAUACCGCUCACGAGUAGUGCCUCUGUCGUGUUCGCCUCGAUCAUGACGGCGAGACUCAUGGCGCUCUCUUUCCCGGUGAGCGUCUCUGUCACUGUGUCUGCCAUAUUCGCGUUCUCGACCACGUUCGCGGUCAGGAUCGCCGUAUCUCGAGGAACGGUGCCUCUCCGAGUAUCGAACAUCUGUGAAAAAAAUGAAGCAAAGCGUGUGGUAAGCACAUGACGAAGGUGUUCAAGCUGGAUCUGUCAGUAGGAUGCGGGGCUAUUUCGAUGGCGUGACGGCGACAACGACACAGAUGCAGAUGCAGAUAAUGCGGCUAGCUAGCUAUAAAAGAGGGAAGAAAGACAUGGUGCGGUAGGAAAGCACCAUGAGCUCGUUGUUCUCUAACCAGAAAGAAGGCAAGAGGAUGCAUCGUGAAGACAGUCACCUCCAUGGUCAUUCAGUCUCAUCCCUGCCUCCAAACAGGGUAAAAAGGACGAAUGACAAGAAAGAAUGUGUUCUCACCUUCGUCGGCCAUAUUUUCUAUCUUUUCCUUGGCUUCAAAAGCAGAUGAGCAGGAAUGUGGGAUGAGGGGAAGCGGAGAAAGUCAGGACCUUGACUGAGCCACAUAACUAUCUGGUUUCCCACGCUUUACCCACAAUCAAUUCUACUGGUUUCCCGCGAUUACAAACGCGGCUGUCACAGUGUGACAGGCGCGACGGCAGCCUCGACCGUGACGCAAGGCCUGCAGAGACAUUGGAUUGUUUGCGAGGCCACCCGAAGACCACUCACCAAUUUUGAGACCUGCUCAAAUGACUUAGACCCAUCUUGCUACCUCCAACUCAUGUUUUACGAUAUGCUGAAUUUUAUGACAGAACGCUUUCUUACCAUCUUGACGCCAGACAAUGGCGAGCCAGGUUUACCUCCAGGGUUACCUCCAACUAGUAAGAAGAUCUGACUACUUGAGCAUCAGCGAGCUAACCUGUUUUGAAGGAUCGUAUGAGGGUCCUUGGUUCCAGACACAGCUCAUCAUCUCCUUCGCUGUGGGAGUGACAUCUUUCCUCAUUUUCUCGUACUGUCGCACUAGGUGGCCUUUACUAUUCGCACCUAGAACAAAACUCAAAGGCACGUUCCUGACACAACGAGGGACACAGUAUGACUUAUUUUAUCCCUCAGCUUUCUCUCCGCAUGAAGCCCAUGUACAUCAGGCGUUCUUUGGAUGGGUUAUCCCCACUAUACGGAUAUCAGAGUUCACUGUGCUCCAGAUAGUAGGCCUGGAUGCAGCCGUGCUUCUCAACUUCUACAAGAUGGCGUUCACUCUAUUCUCAGUAUGCUCGCUAUUUGCUGCAGCGAUCUUGAUGCCCGUAAACUUGAGGAACAACAUCGACAUUGGCGACGGAAGCGAUGACACUGAUAGCGACUGGCCGUCUGUAUCGCCUGAAUCCCCUGAGCAGCCUCAGCCACCUCCUAGAGACUGGCUCGACCUCAUCAGCGAUGCCAACUCUUACCUCUCUGUUCACUUAGUCUUCACCUACCUCUUCACCAUCCUCACUCUCUACUACAUCAACCGCAACUACAGACGAUUCAUCCGUGCUCGCCAACUCUUCUCACUCGAACUCGUACACUCCAUUCCCGCUCGUACCGUCAUGGUAACCCAACUACCCCCUCAUUUGCGAAGUGAGAAAGCAUUAGCGGAGUACUUCGAGAGUAUGGACAUGAGCGUGGAGAGUGUGAAUGUUUGUCGCCAAGUGGGCUCUCUGGACAAACUUCUUAAGAGACGCACGGAGGCUCUAAUCAAGCUCGAAGCCACGUGGGUGAAGUAUCUGGGCAACCCAGCAGACGUCGAAUCCAACGGUUCUAUCAACCGUGAGACGAGCCCGUUGGUGGAUUUAGAUGUACCCGAUAUGGAAGAUCAGAGGAAACGGUUGGUCGUUCCUCACCGUCCCAGGCCCACUAUCCGACCGAACUGGUUGGGACCAAAGGUCGAUGCUCUAGAAUACCUGGAAGAAGAAUUUAAGAAGGCAGACGAAGCUGUACAAAAAAGAAGACGCCUAGGCAAAUUCAAACCAACCCAAACGGCAUUCGUGACGUUUGAGAAAAUGUCCAGUGCACAAAUCGCUGUUCAGACGGCGCAUGCAUCUGCUCCAGAACAGUGCAUCACAUAUGCUGCCCCUGAAGCUCGAGAUAUUGUCUGGUCAUCUAUGGGUUAUUCGCUUCAACAUAAACGUGUCAGAGAGGUGUUCGUUCUCUGCGCCAUGUUGUUGCUCCUAUUCUUCUGGGUCUUCCCCGUCUCCGCACUCGCCAGUUUGCUGAGUUACAAGGAGAUUAAGAAGACAAUGCCUUGGCUAGGGAGAUUGAUAGACUCGAACCCAAAGAUCCAGGCAAUCGUUCAGAACUCGUUACCUUCCGUUGGUAUCAUUACGCUGAACGCUAUCCUGCCAUUCUUCUUGGAAGCUUUAACGUACACCGAAGGAUACCCAGCUCGUAGCUGGAUUGAAUAUUCCUUGCUCAAGAAAUACUUCCUCUUCCUGUUGACGAGCGUUGUCUUCGUCUUCCUGUUGGCCAGUACAUACUGGCAACUUGUCCGUGACUUGGCCAAUACGCCAGCGAAGAUUCCCGAGAAAUUGGCCGCGGCUUUGCAACAAGGUCGAGCACGACACUUCUUCCUGUCAUACGUGAUCCUGCAAGGUAUUGGUAUCAUGCCGUUGCAACUUCUAAAUCUAGGCGUCCUAGUUCCAAGGAUGUUCUACCGUAUUUUCAUCACACGGACUCCCAGGGAUUACGCAGAACUAAAUGCCCCUCCAAUGAUCAACUAUGGCGUGGUCUAUCCGCAGGCAAUCCUCAUCUUCGUCAUUACCCUGCUAUAUAGCGUGAUCCAGCCUCUCAUUGUGGUAUUCGGUGCUGUCUACUUCGGGGUCGGCUACGUUGUAUACAAGUAUAAGCUUCUCUUCGUCUUCUACAAACCGUAUGAGUCCCAAGGUCAAGCCUGGCCUAUAACCUUCAUCCGCGUCAUAUGGGGCGUCGUGAUCUUCCAAGUCUUCAUGACCGGAAUCUUCAUCCUUCGGAAAUCAUUCAUUCUGUCUUCCCUUCUUACACCGCUUAUCUUUGCUACCAUGAUCUGGUCCUGGUAUACGUACAAGAAAUUCAAGCCGCUGAGCAAGUAUGUCAGUUUGAGCUCCGUCUCUGAAGUGCAAAGAGGGGAGGAUAGCGCGGAAGUUGUCCGACUACGUUCGGGUCAUCCGGUGACAUGGUCGCAAAGUUACUUGAACCGACGGCGAUACGCGCAAAAUGAUGAGACGUUAUAUGUAGCACCAGAGGAUGAACGUACAGACUAUUCGCAACCUCCCAUGGCCAACUGGUACAGUGGCGUCCUAAAUACCGGGAAGAGACGCUAUGGACAUCCUGCAUUGACUGGUGUUCUACCUCAACCUUGGCUUCCCCUCAAGAAGGGGCAGAGCAUGACCAACGGUCGUCUUGGUGACGAGGAGGGCGGGGCGCAAGACACGAAGCCUGUCGUACUAACUCUCAGGAAACGAUACUCCAUAGCGAGACAACCACCAACCACACGCACCGAGAAUGACCUUGCCAGUGUAGGCGUAAACGGUAACCCUUGGGAAGACAAUGCACCAGGACCUUCAACCCGUCCCAUCGCUCAUGCAAUCAACCACCGUCUUAGUUUCGACGCUGCUUCUGGUGUCAUCAUGCUGCCUGAUAGCGGAGAUUGGCUUGAGGGUGAUUCCAGUGAUUCCGAGGAAGAUUACGGUGCUCAAUCACCCGUUCCCGAUGCUAGCUCGCAAGAUGCGGCUUUACAAGAGGCAUGGGCGGGAGAGUCGUCGACUUCUGUAUCUCAAUCGCCCAACAAGCGAUACACGACAUAUUUUCAUCACCCGGAGCGUCGAAAACGUACUUGAAGGAGCUGUUCAAUGCGUUGUACUCAAUACCCACUUCUUACAGUUAUACCAGGACCCUGUAGUUACUUGGAUAUAAUACGGUUUGUGUCAUUGGAAUUAUAACACUAUAUGAAGGCUUGUGUGUUGCUGUAUCUUGUGUGCGGAUGCUGACAGUAGUUACAGUCAGAAGUGCGAUGAGGUUUCCGGCGCACAGAUAGGAGUACGGCGACAAAGGCCCACUGGACUUGAAUCUGAACCUUAAUUCGACAA
Messenger RNA from Somion occarium, 4142 nucleotides. The record is from the annotation of a GenBank genome assembly. Lineage: Eukaryota; Fungi; Basidiomycota; Agaricomycetes; Polyporales; Cerrenaceae.